AUGUUAUAAUCAUUUUUACUUAGUUUAGCAUCUGGCAUUGUGCUAUUUAUUGUUUACAUGUAUCAUAGAGCAAAUUUAUCAGAAGGAUCAGCUAAUUAUAGGUAUUAUAAUGAAGCAGUGAAAGGAAUGUCAAGAUGGUUGGAAUAGACUGUUGAUUUAACUUAAUCCCAUUUUUAACCAUGCAAGUAUAGGAGUUUAACAUAAAUAGAAAUUGUGGAUAUGAGAUUGCAUUAGUGCAUGAUAAUUAUUAUUGUCAAAGAAGUGACCUUUUUAAAUUGUUGCAUCCUGAAGUAGUAAUAUAAGAUCAAAUGGUAUUAAGAGAUUAUGGAGGUUAAGAUUUGGCAAGAAAAAUCAUCUAACAAUACAUGUAUGAUGCUUUGCCAAACUUUUUAUAGUCAAGACCUAUUGAAAUUGGAUAUCAUUAAACCCCUCUUGAAACAUCAAUAGUAUAUCCAUAUGCUAAAAAUUAUUUUCGAACACAUACUUUUGGAAAAUAAGCAGGUUGUAUUUUCUAAAAAUAUUUCCAUGUUCCAGGUUAAGAAGAAAUUGCAUUAAAAUCUAAUCAAUCAACACAUUUUCAUAAUUAUAUUGAUAAUUUAAAAUAAGAAAAUAAAAGCACAGAAUGUAUCAAAGAUGCUAGUUAUGAGAAACCAACAUUUAGAAUGUGGUUGAAAGAAGAGUGUGAGAAUUUCUUUGAAAUUAUUAACACAAAAUAAUACAAAGAUAAAUUAGAAAAUGAAGGAAUCUAAUAUAUUUAUAAAACAAAUAGACAUUUAGGCAAUGGAAUAUUACUUUUAGAUUAUUAGAAUGAAAAGAUAAUUAGAUCAUGGUAUAAAGAUAGUUUAGGUUGUGGAAGAAAUAUUACUUAAGUUAUAAUUUAAGAGUAUCUUAAAAAUCCUUAUUUAUUUAAAGGACAUAAAAUGGAAUUUAGAUCAUAUUUUUAGAUUGCAUCCACUAAUCCACCUAUCUUAUAUGGAUAUAAAAAAGCAUUGAUUAAAUAAUGUGCUUUAAAGUUUGAUUUAUUAGAUUUUACUAAAGAGGCACAUGUUUGUAAUACAGCUGUAACAAAAACACAUAAAUAAACAAUAGGAUAAGAAUAGGAUGAUGAUCUAUAUAUAGAUUGGAAUUUAGAAGAGUUGCAAGAUAUUUUGUUAGAGUAAGGUAAAAUAAAGUCUCGUAAUUGGUUAAAUGAAUACCUUUAUCCAUAAAUAAUGAGAAAAAUAACUCAUCUAUUUUUUUCAGUUGAUAAAUAUCUAUUGAAAGAUAGCAGAGUGGGGGAGUUUUUUGGAGUGGAUUUUAUACUUGAUGAUGAUUUGAAUCUAUGGAUAUUUGAAUGCAAUAGAAAUCCUAAUUUUUUAGCAGUAACAGAAGGAAGAAAAGAGAAAUUUGGAAAACUUAUUCCUGAUAUGUUGGAAAUUUAAAUGUAAUUAGUUAGAAGCAGAUUUAAAAGAAUUAGAGAUUUCAUGUAUAAUAAAUUCAUACCAGCUAUAAAGACUAGAUAGUUUUAAUAAUAGUAAGAAAAGUUAAAGGAAGAAUUUUUAUAAUUAAUGAAGGAUAGAUUUGAACCAGAAUAUUAAAUAUCAAAAAGUAACUUAGCUGAAUUGGCAUAUAUUGGAGAUGGCUAAUUUAAUGGAUAUAUUAAAAAAGAAUGUUUAGAAUCUAGUAGAGUAUUAAAAAAAUGAAUAUAUUUAAUCAAAAUAAAUUAAAUUAUUAAAUGUUUGCUUAAAAAUAGAUUACUAACAAAUUAUUAUUGGCCAAGCUUAGAGAAGUUGAAGAAAGAAAUGAUACUUAAUCAGCUCCAUCAUUUAUGAAUUAAACUGUUACUAUUAAUAAUCAGCAUAUAAGUGAUUAAAUUAAAAAGGCCAAACAAGAGGCAUUAAGUUUACAUACAAGUUGUAAAUCUACCUAACAUUCUCCAAAAACUUCAUUAGAUCUUUCGGAAUUUAUUAAGCAAACUAAAAUGUAAUAAAUGACCCAAUAAAAAUUGUUGAUGGAUAAAAAGUUCUAAAGACUUACAAUUUCAAAAGUACGUGAUGAUGUAAGUCAUUUUUAUGAUUAAAUACGAUAACCUGCUACAACAAGUAUGUCAAUUUUCAUAAAUAGGGGAGUAACGCAGUUUUUAGCCCAGACGUUAAGGGACUACUUUCCAUAAGAAAUCAAGAAGUGGUUAAUAAAUUCAUUUGAUAGAUAUGAAAGAAUAUUAAAAAUUAGAAGUUGGUUUGAAUAAGGAAAUAUCCUCCUUACAUACAGAAGAUCCGGGAGGGAGAGUUUAGAGUAUACAAUUAAAAGAUUGGUUUUAAAAAUAAUAAUCUGGAGAUUUGAUACCCUUAUUAACAGUUACAAUGAAUGAGUUAAUUAAGUCGUUAAAAAGAGAAUGUCUAGAAAGAGGAGAAUUAGUUGAAUAAAUUUGGGAUAAAGUAAUUCAAAUGGUAAAUAAGAUUAAAUUUGAUGCUGAAAUAUUACUUAAAAAAAAUGAUGUUUUAGUAAUGGAUGAAUAGGCUAGAGUGUAUUUUAUAUUUUAAGAAAAAAUGUCAGAUUUAUAAACUUAAAUUUAAGAUGUCUAACUUAAAUAUUCUCAAGAAGUUAUUCAACAUAAUGUUUGUAAAUAAGAAUAUAAAGAAUUAGAAACAAAUUUCAAAAAAAAUAGAGCAUAAUUAAAUGACUUAAGGAAGAUUGCAUCUUUUUUAUAAAAGAAAUUAAAAUAAUCUCAUUAAGAAAUAGAAAUACUCAAUAGAAAAUUAUAAACAAUUACUUAAAAACAAUUAGAAUCAUAAUAAUAAUUAUAAAGAGAUAUUAAUAGUAGUCAUUAAUAAGGUAAUAGCUAAAAGAUAUUGAUAAAAUAAGAGAGUAUGUUUUCAUAAAGACAAUCUUAAAUUUUGUAACCUCCUUUAUUAAAUCAGGCACAAUAAUCUUAACCAUAGAAGAUUUUAUAACAUAUAACUAAUUCUAAUUAAAUUUAAUCAGGAAGAAGAAUGUCUUAUUUAGGGAAUUCUUAAGUUCAAUAAACGUAAUAAGAGAAAUCAAGUUCAUCUGAAGAAGAUGAUUUAAUGGAUGGAUUAUUGGAUGAUAAAAAUAUUAUAGAAAUGGACAACAUGGUUAUGAACAUGGAUAAAAUAAUUAAGGUAGCAUGUGUAGAGACAUAAGUUGAACCAGAUAUACUUAAAUUAUAUUAAAAGACUUAAGAAAUAUAAACAAAUAUUGUAAUGAUGGCUAAAGAUUUUAAUUUAAUAACAGAUACUUAGACUAAAAUUCAAAGUGUGUUAGAACAAUAUAAAUAAAGAAGCUAAGUUGAAGAAGCUCUUAAGUUAUGUGAAGAUAAACCAAAUAAAGCUUUUUCUGGUCGAUAAUUGAAUUAAAUAAUAGAAUCAAAAUUUCUUAAUAAAGAUAUACCAUCUCCAGGAAUGACUAAAUUAAGUUAAUUAAGAUAAGAUUCAUUUAGAUCUAAGAAAGCUGUAAAUUAAUCGAAUGAAUAAGUAACAAGUAAUGAUUAGAGUAUGGAUAUCAAUUCUGAUCGAUAUUUAGACUUAGAUAAAGUGAAAACUCUAGUGAUUAUGAUGCAAAGUUUAGAAAAUAAAAAUAAGGAAUUAUAAUAUAUAAUUGAAUAGAUGAAUGAAAGAUGUAAUUAACAUAUGCUAGAAUUAGAAGAUACAAGAAGUAGAGCAGUGUCUAUUGGCACAUUUAAAUAAAUAAAAGAACAAUAAUAAUAAUAAUUAUUAUAAUAAAUGACAUAAAAAUAAUUGGAAGGAGAAUCAUCUCCUGAAUAAUUUGCUAAAUUUAAUUCAUCGUAAAAAAUGAUCAGAAGAUAGAAAGAUAACAAGAAAUUAAAUUAAGCAAAAUUAAUUUUCAAAGGUCCUUAAUUAGGUCAAAAAGUUAAUAUAGUUUAUGAAUUUUAAAAAGUAAAUGCAGGUCCAUAAUUAGUUGAAAAAAUAAAACUAAAAUAAUUACCAAAAAUUAAACAUUUUAUGCCUUUGAAAUUAUUAUUAAAAUAAAUAACAGUAAUAUAUUAGGAUAGAAUAUAACAAUAAAAAGAUAAUUAAGCAUUUAAAGAUUAAGAUAUGGCUUCAUUUGUUUAUAGUUAUUUUUUAUAAUAAUUUGGUAUAAAAAAGAUAGCAGAGUAGAAAUUCUUAAUACUUAUAGUUUCAGUUAAACAUUAUAAAUAAUUAGUAAGAAUAAACAACUUUGCAAAGUUUUUAGGAUUAUUUGAUGAUUGUGUUAAUUAUACAAUAGAUGAAAUGAAAAAAUACUUGGAGGCUUUUGAUUAUGUAACUAAUAUUUCUACUCUUGGUGUAUCAAUAGGGGAUUAAGAAUCAGAAGUUAGAUAUUUUGUACCUUAUGUCAGAGCAUAAUAAUAUAUAGGUAUGUUUGCAGAUUCAAGAAUGACUAUUGAAGAGAAAGAAGAAUUAAAAAAGGAGUUAGAUUUAUUAAAAGAAGUAGAUACAAAAACAUCAAAUAGAUAACCAGUAAUAGAUUUUGAUUAAUUUAUGAUUCAAAUGUUUGUGAAGUAUAAAAUAUUAGUAAGCAGAGCCAAAGAGUAUGUUAUUAAUGCAUUUGCUGCAUGCGAUUUAGGUAACCAAAAUAGCAUAUAUUAACUUAGAUGGCAAUGGAAUGUGUAAUUUUGAAGAAUGGUAUUUAUUGCUUAGACAUAUAGAACCUGAUAGAUUGACUAAUGAUGAGAUUUCUGAAAUAUUCUUUACAAAUGCUGAUUUAUUAAUUAAAGGAGAAUAGAAUUUUUCAUUUGAAAAGUUUGCUGUUGUAUGUGUUGAAUAUGGAUUAUUUUCAGAAGAAGCUUAAAAUUAAUUCUUAUAAAUAAAGGGUACUAAAACUGAGAUUAUGAUUUAAGUACAAAUAUUUAUUAAACAUCGAUAGUUUUAAAAAUUAAUUGAUGGAUGGAUAGGAUAGAGAAAGGUAAUAGAAUAAAGAUUUGAAUAAUUAACAUUAUUGGAAACAGAGAAAAUAGAUUCCUGGAGAGAAAUUAUCGAAACUUUAGAAAGAAAGAUACUAGAUCUUAAAGAACAUUUAACAUAGGCUGGGGUUGAAAAGAAAGUAAAGCCUCUUUUGAUUGCUAAUUUAUUGUUGAAUAAAGAAUCUGAAAUGUUAUUAGAAUUAUAAGAAGAUAUGGAAGAUGAUGGAUCACCAAAAGCAAAAGGUUUUCAAUAAAAUUUUGGUUCGAAUGAAUCUAUUCGUAUACAAAUGGAUAUUAUUAAGGAAUGA
Paramecium primaurelia is the source of this 5211-nucleotide messenger RNA. Lineage: Eukaryota; Ciliophora; Oligohymenophorea; Peniculida; Parameciidae. The record is from the annotation of a GenBank genome assembly.